UAACCGAACCGAAACCGUACCUCUACGGUACUUCCCUUCCCUGCUGGCUUAUUCCUUUCCUUAACCACUAGCGCGUAAAAAUAAAAAAUAAAAGGGAAGACUGGUACUGCAUUAAGCAUUAGCGCCACCUUUAAGCGAUCUCUCAAUAUCUGAGAACCCAUAAGAUCCGAUCAAUUUCGUCCCGUCCACUGCUCGUAGAAUCGGAAUUCUUCAUCCACGCCGACUAGACAUGAGUUUCCUCUUCGGCAAGAGAAAAACCCCUGCAGAACUUCUGCGGGAAAAUAAGAGGAUGCUGGAUAAAUCUAUUAGAGAGAUAGAGAGGGAGAGGCAAGGUCUGCAGGCUCAAGAAAAGAAACUAAUUGCCGAGAUGAAGAAGAGUGCUAAGCAAGGGCAGAUGGGAGCUGUGAAAGUAAUGGCAAAGGACCUUAUUAGGACAAGACAUCAGAUUGAGAAGUUCUAUAAGCUGAAGUCACAACUCCAGGGUGUCUCUCUUAGAAUUCAGACAUUGAAAUCUACACAAGCAAUGGGGGAGGCGAUGAAAGGUGUGACGAAGGCAAUGGGCCAAAUGAACAGGCAAAUGAACUUGCCAUCACUACAGAAAAUUAUGCAAGAGUUUGAGAGGCAAAAUGAGAGGAUGGAAAUGGUGACCGAGGUCAUGGGAGAUGCCAUUGAUGAUGCAUUGGAAGGAGACGAGGAAGAGGAGGAAACAGAAGAACUAGUGAGCCAGGUUCUUGAUGAAAUUGGAAUCAACAUAAAUCAAGAGCUUGUGAAUGCACCAUCAUCUGCUGUAGCUGCGCCAGCUGCAAAAGGCAAGGUUGCACAAGUGGAAACAACUGGGAAUGAUGACAGUGGGAUAGAUAGUGAAUUACAGGCGAGGUUAGAUAAUUUAAGAAGGAUGUAAUCUUUAUCUUGUUACACUUAUAAAAUGUUUACAUCUACACUGAAAAGAUCAUUAGUUUGGCCUGUGUAGCAUUGGUGACAGUAGUUCCAGAAUUUUAACUCCUGGUUUGGGGGACAUGUGGAAGUUGUAUAAAAUAUUUAUUUGGAUAUAUUUACACACAAAAAUCUGAAAUGCAUAAGGAAAAUUGGUUUUGAUUUUUC
Manihot esculenta (cassava) is the source of this 1101-nucleotide messenger RNA. Its product is annotated as vacuolar protein sorting-associated protein 2 homolog 1. The record is from RefSeq and is a predicted model, not a curated record. Gene Ontology annotation, biological process: protein transport; late endosome to vacuole transport; endosome transport via multivesicular body sorting pathway. NCBI's taxonomy places the organism in Eukaryota, Viridiplantae, Streptophyta, Magnoliopsida, Malpighiales, Euphorbiaceae. The transcript has 5 exons. Gene Ontology annotation, cellular component: multivesicular body; ESCRT III complex. The coding region runs from base 230 to 901 and encodes 223 amino acids.